Molecule: messenger RNA, 1075 nt
Organism: Thermothielavioides terrestris NRRL 8126
Lineage: Eukaryota; Fungi; Ascomycota; Sordariomycetes; Sordariales; Chaetomiaceae
Exons: 3
Coding region: 16-834 (272 amino acids)
Source: RefSeq, a predicted model, not a curated record
GGCUUGUUUCCAGCUAUGGUUGACCGGGCUAAAGUCAAACUCCACUGGCUCAAUGGAUCCCGGGCCCAGAGCAUACUAUGGCUGCUUGAAGAGCUCCAGAUCCCGUACGAACUCGCAAUCUAUCACCGCCAGAAGAACAUGCUGGCGCCGCCUGAGCUCAGGAAAAUCCAUCCGCUCGGCAAGUCUCCGGUGGUCAGCAUUACACCACUGGGUGCCUCGGAGCCCAUUGUCCUCGCAGAGAGCGCCUUCAUUCUGCAGUAUUUGUGCGACCACUCCUCGAAGGGGAAGACUCUCGUGCCCCAGCGCUGGAGGGAUGGCGAGGAGGGCAAGUUUGGCGGCGAGACCGAGGAAUGGAUGCGGUACCAGUACCUGCUGUACUACAUCGAGGGCAGCUUCAUGUCUACCAUGGUCCUUGGCUUCAUACUCAGCCGGCUGAAGGGCAGCAGUGUGCCAUUCUUCGUCCGGCCGAUUACGACGCUCGUCGCGAACCAGCUCAUCGCUGUGCUGGUCUUCCAGAACUUGAGACGGCAUUUCGCCAUGAUGGAGCAGUUCCUUUCGACAUCGCCGGGUAACGGCGACUACAUCUGUGGCCGCACUCUCACCGGCGCAGAUAUCCUGCUGUCCUACCCGCUCAUCGCUGGAAAGGACGGUGCGUUUGAUAGCAUGGGGAAAUGGGAGAAGGGAACAUUCCAGGAGACAUUUCCGAGGCUUCAUGCCUACAUCGGGCGGCUGGCCGAAGAGCCGGGAUGGAAGAGAUCGGUGGAGAAGAUCAAGGAGAUUGAGGGCUCCUUCUCGAUCCUGCCGACCCCGGAUCAGCCAUCUGCACGCAUUUGAUGUUGGCCAAUGUUCUGGGCGUGGGGUCCUGAUACACGGAGUGCACGGAGGAACCGAGCAGCCAGGGGGCUGACGGUGAGACGGGGACGGCGGGAUCCAUCCCAAUGGGACUCUGUCACCAGCCAAAAGCCGCACUGUCCCCAUCUGGAAUGUUGACCGAGCAAACUAGCGGCAUGACGUCAAGAUGGAAACUGCCCGUUGGCCAACGAACAAACAAUGGAAAGCGCAAUGCGGCCGCCGC